Trichomycterus rosablanca is the source of this 7038-nucleotide messenger RNA. RefSeq names its product myosin VIIBb (gene myo7bb). Bases 1 to 6537 code for a protein of 2178 amino acids. Lineage: Eukaryota; Metazoa; Chordata; Actinopteri; Siluriformes; Trichomycteridae. Gene Ontology annotation, molecular function: cytoskeletal motor activity; protein binding; ATP binding. The record is from RefSeq and is a predicted model, not a curated record. Gene Ontology annotation, cellular component: cytoskeleton; myosin complex. The transcript is spliced from 47 exons.
AUGGUGCUGCCAAGUAAGGGUGAUCACGUCUGGGUGGACUCCGGCAUCGGGGUCCCGAUUGGAGCCCGGAUCAAACUCAUAGACGGCAAACAGAUUCAGCUGAUCGACGAUGACGGGAAGGAGCUGCGUAUUUCGGAGGGGGCGCCGAUGUCCCUCAGGCUCAUGCACCCCACGUCGGUGGAGGGGGUGGACGACAUGAUCAGACUGGGGGAUCUGAGCGAGGCGGGGGUGCUCAGGAACCUACUGACCCGCCACAGACAGGGCUUCAUCUACACCUACAUCGGCUCGGUGCUGGUGGCGGUGAACCCGUACCAGGUGCUGCCCAUCUACACGGCCGAGCAGGUUCACCUGUACCACGGGCGGCGGCUGGGUGAGCUGCCCCCCCACGUCUUCGCCAUCGCUGAGUCCUGCUACUACAACAUGUGCCGCUACCAGCGCAACCAGUGCUGUAUCAUCAGUGGAGAAUCCGGUGCAGGUAAGACAGAAAGCACGAAGCUGAUCCUGCAGUUCCUGGCGGCGGUGAGCGGCCGAAACUCGUGGAUCGAGCAGCGGAUUCUCCAGGCAAAUCCGGUCCUGGAAGCGUUCGGAAACGCCAAGACCGUCCGGAACGAUAACUCCAGCCGCUUCGGGAAGUACAUCGAGAUCUUCUUCAGCAGGGAGGGCGUGAUCGAGGGUGCUCACAUGGAGCAGUACCUGCUGGAGAAGUCUCGGGUCUGCCAUCAGGCCCCUGAGGAGAGGAACUAUCACAUUUUCUACUGCAUGUUACGUGGGAUGCAGGAGGAGCAGAAGAAAGUUCUGGCGCUGGGCGACGCCUCACAGUUUAAAUACCUGACUGAGGGCAACUGCAUCACGUGCGACGGGCGCGAUGACGAGGAGGAGUUCGGCCGCAUCCGCUCGGCCCUCAGGGUGCUGACCUUCACCGAGAGGGAAUGCUGGGAUAUAUUUAAACUGCUGGCGGCGGUUCUGCACAUGGGCAACGUUAGCUUCGAAGCUGGAAUAAUGAACAACAUGGACGCCUGUGGUGUUCUGUCAUCCGAUCAUUUCACUAUGGUCGCUAAGUUGCUAGAGGUUGAUAAAAUGUUUCUGGCCACCGGUUUGACCUUCCGCACGUUCGUGACCAAACAGGAGCGAGUGACCAGACCUCUGAGUUUAGAACAGGCCCUGGACUGCAGAGACGCGCUGGCCAAGGCCGUGUACAGAAAACUCUUCGUGUGGAUUUUCGAGAAGAUAAACGGCGCCAUCUACAAACCUCAGCUCAACACCCGCCGCUCCAUCGGCCUGCUGGAUAUAUUCGGCUUUGAAAAUUUCACCAAGAACAGUUUUGAGCAGCUGUGCAUCAACUACGCUAACGAGCAGCUGCAGCAGUUCUUCGUGGAGCACAUCUUCAAGCUGGAGCAGGAGGAGUACCUGAAGGAGGGCAUCACCUGGAAGCACAUGAGCUUCACCGACAACCAGCUCACGCUCGACCUGCUGGCGCUGAAACCCCUCAACGUGCUGGCGCUGAUCGACGAGGAGAGUCACUUCCCCAAGGGAACAGACGUGUCCAUGCUGAACAAACUCACCGAGUCACACCACAACAACACCAUCUACGUCUCGCCCGGGAGGAGCCACAGCCUGCAGUUCGGCAUCAGGCACUUCGCCGGCGUCGUUCACUACGACUGUAACGGCUUCCUGGAGAAGAACCGAGACGCUCUGAGUCUGGACAUCAUCACGCUCAUCCAGAAAUCAUCCAGCCAGCUGCUGAGGCGGAUCUUCGACGCCGAGCUGAGCGCCAACGCCCCCAAACCCGUCAACAGCAAGAUCAUCUUCAGCGGCAAGAAGCUGUUUCGCUCCAUGCAGCAGGUGAACGGAGUGCGGCGGCAGACGUCCACGCUGAGCGGUCAGUUCCGACAGUCCCUGGACACAUUGAUGAAGACCCUCUCGCUGUGCCAGCCCUUCUUCAUCCGCUGUUUCAAGCCCAACAACACCAAGCUCUCCGCGGUCUUCGAUCGUGAGCUGUGCGCCCAGCAGCUGAGCUACUCCGGGAUGCUGGAGACCAUCAGGAUCCGCAAGUCCGGGUUUCCGAUCCGCCACAAGUUUGAGGAAUUUCUGGGACGUUACCGAGUCCUGCUAAAGACCACGGACUGCGACCCCAAACGGGAACCCGCGGCGACCUGCUGCGACGCCAUCUGCAGAGCCGUGAUCCAGGACCAGGACGACUGGCGCGUCGGCAAGACCAAGAUCUUCCUCAGGGAUCAUCACGACUCGUUCCUGGAGCUGGAGAGAGAACGUGAGCUCAACAGGAAAGCUCUGAUCAUCCAGAGAGUCAUGAUGGGACACCGAGACAGAAAGGAGUUUGUUAGGAAGAGGAGCGCCGCAGUGACCGUGCAGAAGUAUUGGCGCCGCUACAGGGAGCAGAUCCGCCUCCGCAAACUGCGCCGGGGUUUUGUGCGUCUCCAGGCGGCGGUGCGCGCCCGGCAGGACCGCCUGCGCUACCUGCGUCAACGGGCGGCCGCCGUCAAGCUGCAGAGCCACAUGAGAGCCUACGUCGCCAGGAAGCGGUACAGACGCGAGCGGGACGCCGCCGUCCUGCUGCAGGCGCAGACCAGGAGGCUCCUCGCCAGGAAAGGCGCCAAACGAGUCAAAGACGAUGUGAGAACCUUUUGUUUAGCUUCUUCAGGUGGCAGGAAAUGCACACAGCACCCCCUGCAGGCUGGCGACACGCCUGCGAAGUUCCAGUUGGCUCAGGAGAAGCAGAGAGGAGAACUGGCAGCUUUAGAGUGUCAGCGCCGACCUGACCUGAGACCUGAGGUGGUCAUCAAGCUGUCAGAGGAAAGCGAAGAUAAAACAGACCACAGCAGUGAUGAGGAACUGGUGGAGAGCUCGUUCAUUUUCCUCUCGAAAAGCACAGAGAAGCAGGAGGAACCUGCUCAGAAACCAGCUCAGAAACCAGUAUCACGAGCAGUGGAGCAGAAGAAGGUGAAGGUGACCGAGGAGGUUGUGCAGAUUGUUGUAACCCCAGCAGAAGAUGAAGAACCUGAGGAAGAGGAGGAGAAUGAGGAUGAUGAUGAUGAUGAUGAUCUCUCCUUCUCAAAUUUUGCCACGCUGCACUUCCAGAACUCGGCGACUCACAGCCACAUCCAGCAGAGACUGAAACAGCCGCUGCUCUACCACGAGGAUGAAGGAGAUUCUCUGGCGUGUUUAACGGUCUGGUGGAUCAUCCUGAGGUUUAUGGGCGAUAUUCCUGAGCCCAGGCAGGCGCGUCUGUCUGUGACCGCCGACCUCAUCCAGCAGAACCUGGAUCAGCGGCAGGGGCGUCGCCUCAGUCACCUGGUCGGUUUGGAUCAGAAAAUCCUGCGCAGGAAGCAGAAACAGCAGAAACUGGACACCAAGAGGAGGAAACACUCGGCUAUUCUCGAGGAGUUGAAUGAAGAGACUCCGAAUGGUCUGAACACCCUUGAAGAGGAGGACGUUCUGAUUGGGGAGGGACCCAGCUUCGAUCGUCCCAUGACACCUCUGGAGAAAUUACACAUCAUCGUGGGGUACGCCCUGAGGCGACCCAAUAUUCGAGAUGAGAUCUACUGUCAGAUCUGUAAGCAGUUAAUGAAGAAUAAAGAUCGUCUGAGCUGUAACCGCGGCUGGGUUCUACUGACCGUCUGUCUGGGCAUCUUCCCUCCAACUGAGCGGCUAACUAAAUACCUGAGGAAGUUUGUACGUGGUGGUCUGGUGGAGUUCUCCUCCUCCUGUGCAGAACAUCUGCGGCGGACGCUGCUGAACGGAGAGAGGAAGGAGGUGCCGUGCUGGGUGGAGCUGAAUGCGGUGGAGGAUCAGAAGCCCCUGCAGGUGAAGGUGACCCUGACGGACGGGCGUGUCCUCACGCUGCCUGUAGACUCCUGCAGCACGUCAGCAGAAGUGUGCAGCAGCAUCGCUCAGCUCAUCGGCCUGAAGGACAUGUUCGGCUUCUCGCUCUACAUCUCCUGCUUCGACAAGAACUGGUCUCUUGGCAGCAGUGGGCACCAUGUCCUGGAUGCCAUCUCUCAGUGCGAGCAGGAACAGAGGAGGAACGGGCAGGAGGAGGAGUUCACCCCGUGGCGUCUCUCCUUUAAGAAGGAGCUCUUCACCCCGUGGCACGACUGCAUGGACGACCUUAUCAGCACCGACCUGAUCUACACGCAGAUCGUCCACGACCUGAAGAGCGGAGAGUACCAGUGUGAUAAGGAGGACGACUACGUGCAGCUGGCAGCGAAGCAUCACUACAUCAAAUACGGCGCGGAGAGCAGCCGGGAGACGACCAGGAGCGUGGUGUGGGAGUGCAUGAACGUCACCCUGAUCGAGAGCAAGUCUGAAGCUAAACUGGUGCAGCUCGUCAGCUCAGCUCUGGGUCUAUACAUCAGCUCCGGGGCGAGUGCUGACCUGGUGAAGGCUGAGGUGGUGAAUUACGCUCGUCUCCGGUGGUCCAUCUUCUUCUCCAAAUUCUUCGAGGCCUCCUUGUUUGCGGGUCCUCCUUUGCCUCAGGAGAAGUUUGUGGUUGCUGUUAACUGUCACGGAGUCUCGUUCCAGCAGGGAAGAGAGCAGAUCUUCCUCCAGCUCUCCUACCCAGAGAUCACAGAAGUUCAGAUACGCAGUGUGGGGCAGGUUGGAGAGGUAGCGUGUCUGUCCACACUGAGGGGCGAGUACAAGCUGAAGGUAGGAAAGUCCCACAGCAUGGUGGAGCUGCUCUCCACGUUCCUCACCGGACUGAAGGAACGCUCCAUCUACGCCGUGGCCGCGCUGGACGGCAGCAAGCCAGAUGAUCCAGCGUUCUGGGCCUGUAAAAAAGAUCUCAUCUACCUCAUUAAAGACGACGGGUUCCCUCCCGACGCGGGUUCGAUCAGAGGGAGGAACGAGAGAACCGGUCAAACCGAAACCCUGUCCACAGACACCGUCAUGAUCCUGCCCACCAUGAGCCUGCCGUCCGACGAACUCCUGGCUCUGCUGAACCCAAACCCGAGGAAGUCGGUCAUGAACGCCCCGGUGAAGGAGGACAUGAACUCAGACAGAUUGGCUCUUAUUUCAUUAAAGGAGUUCGCCGCCGAACAUUUCAGGGAGGCGGGUAAGGAAGCAGGACGGGCGGGUCGAGGUGGAACCCGAGAGAAACUCUGGGCUCGAUCCAAAGAGCCUCUCAAACAACCACUGAUGAAGAGCCUGCAGAAGAACUCAGACCUGAACCAGCUCGCCAUCAUCUCGUUCACUGCCAUCAUGAAGUACAUGGGCGACCAUCCAAUCAAAAUCACCCGGAACCCAGUGGAACUGACCGAUCAGAUCUACGGCCCCGCCCUGCAGCACCCCGACCUGAGGGACGAGGUCUACUGUCAGAUCAUGAAGCAGAUGAGCAGCAACAACAACGGGAUGAGUCUGGAGCGUGGUUGGCAGCUGCUCUGGCUCUGCUGUGGACUUUUCCCUCCCAGUUCGGUUUUACUGAGACACGUUCAGCGCUUCCUGGAGUCCCGACACAGAGAACCUCUUUCAGUCGCCUGUCUCCAGAGACUACAGGGCAUGCUCAGCAUUGAUCCCAGAUCGAUGCCGCCUCACCAGGUGGAGGUAGAAGCCAUCCAGAAGAACAGCUCUCAGAUCUUCCACAGAAUUCAUUUUCCUAACGACACCUCAGAGAUCAUUGAAGUCACCACCACCCUGAGGGUUCGAGACCUGUGCCAGAACAUCGCCGCUAACCUCACGCUCUCCUCCGCCGACGGCUACAGUCUGUUCGUCAAAACCGCCAGCAAGGUCGUCAGCAUGGAGCACCAGCAGUACUUUUUCGACAACCUGAAGCUCCUCACAGACGCCCCCAAGAAAGGAAAGAAGGUUAAAGAGGGAAGCCCCACCACUGUUCCAUACCUGGUGCUGUUCAUGAGGAAACUGUGGUUUAAUGUGAUUCCUGGGAAAGAUCUGACCGCAGACCUCACCUUCCACUUCCCUCAGGAAGUGCCGAAGUACCUGCGCGGGUUUCACAGCGUCUCUAAAGAGGAGAUGACCAGCCUGGCAGGGCUACUGUUCAGGGUCCGGGUGGAUACUGACCGCUCACAGUUCGUCAUGAUUCCCAGGAUGCUGAAGGACCUGGUACCGUCCGAUCAGCUGAAGAUCAUGUCCAGUGAGGACUGGAAGAAGAACAUCAUCGGCGCGUACAACAAGCAGGCGGGCACCACAGUGGACGAGGCUAAGGUCAGCUUCCUGAAGACCAUCUCCCGCUGGCCCACGUUCGGCUGCGCCUUCUUCGAAGUGAAGCAAACGUCUGACCGCUUUUAUCCCAACGUUAUCACCAUCUCCAUCAGUAAGCAGGGGGUCAGCCUGAUCGACCCCAAAACAAAGGAGGUGCUGAUCAUGCACCCGUUCAGUAAAAUCACCAACUGGUCCAGUGGAAGCACCUACUUCCACCUGACCAUCGGAAACCUGGUGAAGGGCAGCACCCUGCUGUGUGAGACCUCGAUGGGCUACAAGAUGGACGACCUGCUGAACUCGUACGUGAACAUGUACCUGGACGAGAGGACGACGGUCCAACCGCGAUACCAGUUCUUCACUUAAUCAGCGAACGUCCGGUGCAUCUCACGUCCAGCUGAGGCGUCAUAUAGGAUUUAUUUUAUUAAUUUAACUUAGACGUAUUAUAGAGGUUAUACGUGUUUAAAAAUGCCAGGAGAAGAAGCUUCUGGGUGCUGGGGUGGUGCAACACGAUCUCAAGCUCUCAAGUUCGAAUCUCAGCUCAUCUGAACACGAUUGGCUGUGUGUAUGUAGGGGGCGGGACGAUGGCCGAGACAGGGUUUCCUGUCACUUGUGUAACUGCGGCCUCUGGUGAGGCGUCUGCAGGAGGGGCGGUUGAUCACAGAUGGCCCUGACAGGUGAAAAGAAGUGAUCCGCAUCAGCAAGGAAAGAGAGAGAGAGUUCAGCUGCAGAAGCUUCUUAAAUCCUCUGAUUUUAACCACAAAUAGCAACUAAAAAAUUAUAAUUAUUUAAUUUUACGACUCAAUUUCGUCCUCCGACAAUCCAGAGAAUCCAGCUGUUUCUGAAAUAAAAUUCUGCAUGAAUAAA